Molecule: messenger RNA, 2052 nt
Organism: Clonostachys byssicola
Lineage: Eukaryota; Fungi; Ascomycota; Sordariomycetes; Hypocreales; Bionectriaceae
Source: the annotation of a GenBank genome assembly
AUGCAUUUGCAAACUACCACACCAGAGCGCGGGGGAGAACAGCCAACUGCGUCUGCCGGGCGGACAGCCGAGGAUAAUAGUGUUCAGGAGCAUCAUCAACAUCAUCAGCAUGGCGGUGAUGGCCUUUGUGACGGAAGCUCUCCCAACAUGGCAGCAUCCGUGACUGUGGUAAGCCAAGGGAAGACGCACUAUGAGGGGGACUCAUCUUUGUGGUGUUUCUUCCGUUCAGAGUGUGGAGGGACAACCAUCCAUUCCAUGUCAAACAUUGGCUUCGGCACUGAUUGGAAAACAGCCGCUCUUCAGGCGCUCCCCCCUCAAGAUGUUGUCGAAUUUUUGACAACAACUUUUUUUCAACUGGCGCAAACGAACUAUUUCUGCGUGCAUGCAGAAAUAUUUUCACGAAAACUCAAGGCCUUCUACGGGGGCACGCAUGAGUUUGAAUCUCAUAAUCCACUCAGUUCAAGAAAAUCAAUUGAGUUCUUGUCGGUAUUAUUUAUGGUCCUUGCAAUAGGAAGUCAAUUUGCCGAGGUUGGUGUUAUCGACAGCGGCCAAUUGUCCAUGUCAGAUGAUGAUUUCAUAAAUGAGGAGUUUCUCAAAGGAGAUUUGACUUCUCCCUACAACCUGUCUCGAAUCAAAGUACCAACCCCAGCUCAGAAUCCGGGCUGGAGAUUCUACGAGGUAUCUCGGAGACUGUUACCAGACAUCGUCUCGUCAUCAUCAAUAGCAAGUAUCCAAGUCUGCCUCCUUCAAGGGAUAUACCUCCCAAGCACAACGAGUCGGGAUGCCGGGUACAACUUGCUAGGGCUGGCUCUCAGGAUGGCCAUCAACAUGGGGCUACAUCGGCAUUUCGUGUCUGAAUCCAUACACCCAGAUAUUCGCGAACUGCGCAACCGUCUCUGGUGGAGUAUAUACGUCGCGGACAGGCUUUACAGCAUCGAAAUGGGUCGGCCCCUGGCCAUCAACGACGCCGAAAUCAACGCACCGUAUCCAGUGGACGUUUCAAGCUGGACUGAUGUCCACGGACAACCAAGAAAGGUAGACGGGCUAGUCUCUCUGGCACGAAUUUGCCGUAUUCUAGGCAAGAUUGUAGACGCAGUCUAUUGCAAGCCUGCCUCCGAGAAGGGCGCCACCAUCCGACCUCACGAUCUGCAGCUGCUGAAGGAUGAAUUGGGAGACUGGAAGAAAAGCUUACCCGCAAACAUCAAGUUUGAAAAUUUCACGACCCGAUACGAGGCGCACCUGGCUUUGACAUAUGAGCAAUCCAUCAUCCUACUGACUCGCUCUUGCUUGCACUGCGCCGUCGCGACGUGUCGUCCUGCGAACAGUCUGGAGGCCAGUGCGACAAGGUUUCUACGUCAACAAGCCCAAGAGUGUGUGAACGCAGUAGUUUCUUCUAUCCGGGUACUGGGUGCCCUAAAAGAUUUGUCCUUGUUAUGUCGCUUCUACUUUCAUGAUUCAUUAUACUGCAGUUCAGCUCUGUACGUUCUGAUUUUUGCAAGUCGUAAGCUGGCGGGUUCUGUCUCUGUCCCUCAGAAUUCCAUCGUGCAGGGCAUUCGCAUCCUCCUAGAACUCGCUAAGGGAAGUGAAGCAGCAGGAUUAAGCUUGAGGCGGAUCACACAGGCCCUUGCGAGCUGUCCUAGGAACCUAAGUGCCGGCAAUACCAACAGUAGCACCCUCCGAAACACGGAAAAUGGUGUUUCUGGGGAACGGGGGCGGUCCGCGUGGAAAGCUUGGAAGAGGGCAGUGACAGAUUCCCAGUCUCACGGCCGGAUUUCAUCCACGAAGAAUCGAAUGCCCUGGAACGAACCCAUGGCAGGCUCAUGUGUUCCAGCAUUUGGCCUUACCCCGGUAUCAGAACAGCAAAUACAAGCAGAAGCUUCAAGGUAUUCUUACAACCCACACCAUGAAACGAAUGAAAAUUUUGAUGGUGGUGUGAGUAUGGAGCCUCUACCUCUACAAGUGGAUGACGAUGUGGACACAAUGGUACCGGAGCAUCCAGACUUUGACAAUAUAGGUCGAGGCCUUGGGUCAGCAUUGGAGCUUGACUUUUGA